AUGGACCCGUGUAGGUGCCCUCUGCCAAAUUUUGCUGCCUACCCUGAGACAACGGCAAAUACGGACGUGCUGCGCGAGUUGUUCGCCGACGAGUUCAAGGAAACUGAGGAAGGAGACAGCGGCAGGACUGAGACCGACGUCGACAUCAAGACAGAGGUCAAAGAAGAGCCGAAUAUGAAGAGAGACGUCGUAGCAGAUGUCUCUGCACGCAGCGAGGAUCUCUAUACGACGGAUGCAUACUACAGCGAGCACUAUGAUACUAAAGAGGCAUACGACUCGGCGUACGACACUGAGUAUGACGCUACUGAGAUGUUUGUGGCGGAAACGAAGGCAGAGGAGGUUUGUGUGUCUACGGGAGAAGAGGAGGAUGUCUCUGCAGUGAACGACAGUGCGGAGGAUUUGGACGAAGAUGAAGAGGGGUUUUGGGAUGCGGUAGAGCGUGUGUCGGGCGGUGAGUCUGAGGAGUGCGUGGACAAAGAAGAGUCUAAUGAAGCGUCGUUGGCCACGCUCGCCGUGACGACUGAACCGACGGACAAGAGCAGAGGAGUCUCAUUAUCUCGACUGCGUCACCUAUCCCGGGUGGGUGCUGAACCUCCUCUCGAGUCUGCUACGAAUAAACCGUUGGCUUUGGCUGUUGACUGGAGGCCAUCGGAGGACGUGGGAAUUGGAGUGGGGGAGACUGUAUUCGCUGCUUGGACGCUGGAGGAUGACCCCGAUGGGACGGUUGUCGUGGUGGUAGCGUAA
Molecule: messenger RNA, 744 nt
Organism: Phytophthora infestans T30-4
Lineage: Eukaryota; Oomycota; Peronosporomycetes; Peronosporales; Peronosporaceae
Exons: 4
Coding region: 1-744 (247 amino acids)
Source: RefSeq, a predicted model, not a curated record